This is a messenger RNA of Polistes canadensis, 5388 nucleotides long. It is a transcript of the gene Grip128, whose product is annotated as gamma-tubulin complex component 5. The record is from RefSeq and is a predicted model, not a curated record. Lineage: Eukaryota; Metazoa; Arthropoda; Insecta; Hymenoptera; Vespidae. Gene Ontology annotation, cellular component: spindle pole; equatorial microtubule organizing center; centrosome. The transcript is spliced from 14 exons. Bases 180 to 3146 code for a protein of 988 amino acids. Gene Ontology annotation, biological process: mitotic cell cycle; spindle assembly; meiotic cell cycle. Gene Ontology annotation, molecular function: gamma-tubulin binding; microtubule minus-end binding.
AUAAACAAAUUUACCGCCAAAAUGACAGAUGGCGACGUCAGCGCCUCUUUAGGUGACAACUAACAUUAAAUUCGUGACUUUAAGAAGAUUGUUUACCUGCGAUGCUGCACUUAUUCCUUUUUAAUGAAGAAGUAAUUAAUCGAUUUAAAUUUAAUAUAACAUUUAUUUUAACAUAAAUAAUGGGAACCAAAAUUUUGAAGGAUAUACAAAGUGAUAUAAAACUUCUGAUCACGGCGAUAACUGAUUUUGAGGAAGAUGAAGAAGGAUUUCAAAUUUGCGAACGUUUUGUUGUUUCCAAUAUAAAACAUCAUCAAUAUCUUUCUGUUAAUAGUCAUGCAGUGAAACAAUCUAUUAACAAUAUUACCACCAAAUUAUCCAUAUAUGCUAAAUUUAAAGAGGCUAAAAAAUUUCAAGAACUCAUAGAUUUCUUUUUAAAUAGUUUUGAUUUCGAACAUCAUCCGCAAUAUGAUUUACAAUGGACUUUGUUAGCUUUGUUGUUUGAUUUAUCGUCUGAAAUCGACAAAGUGGAUUUGAAUAAUUUAAAGUCUUUUCAAGGAGAUUUUCAUACUAAUGUUACCAUUGCUAAUGAAAAAGAUGCUAUCGAAGAGAUUGAUUGGGCUGAUUAUUUAAAAGAAGGGGAAGAAGAUUUCUUUUGUGAUUUUAAAGACGAUGAAAGUAGUGAUGAGUGGUCAGACGAUACAGAAAAAGUAACAGAUCUUUCUUGCAUACCAAUCGAAACAACUUUGACAACUGUAGAUGGUAUAACAUCUGAAGAAUCAAUAGAUGUUAAACAUAAAUCAGAUAUACUAAUGCAGUCAUUAAUAGAGGAAUUUGAGUCAAGAAAAUGGUUGAUGUCGAACGUUCAAAAUACAUGGUGGGACAAAUCGGUGAUUUAUAAAUAUCCUGUAUGCAGCAAAUAUCCCGAUGCACAUUUCUGUCAAAUUUGGCAUGAAACAGUUCAUAAGGAUUUCUCUGAUAUUAUUCUACUUAAUGAAUACCAAGCGUGUAAAGAAAUAUUAUGGAUUUUCCAUGUUCAAACAGAGAUGACAAUAUUUGAGCGAGAAAGUGAAUUUGCAUUCCGCAUUAGGCCUAAUGUUUCUGUACCAAGCUUAACUACUGCUGCUUUUCAAAAUAUGUUAUCUCCACUUUGUGAAUAUUUAACUAUGAUACAAGACAUAGAAGUAUUUGACAAAGAAUUGUUGAACAAAGAUACAAGUUACUUGGAAUAUAAAAAACCACCAUUCGUAUACGAAGCAUAUAAUGCUGCGAUCAAAGAAAAACUCUUAAGUUUUAGGAUGGAGAUUAUAAGCAUCGAGAAAGAUAUUACAAAACAAGCUAGUAGCCAGACACUUCUGUCUUUAUUGGCUCGUUUAGAAAAGCCUUUAAAAAGAAUUAAAAUAUUGCACGAAGUUCACAAAAUAUCUGUAUCUGAUUGGAAAUUAUCAUCUAAUUGGAAUUGCGCUUCCAAAUUACUUUCAAAUUUACUUUUACAAAUUACAAACUCUCAUUGUCAAGAAAAGACAAAUUUAUGCAUUAAUUUAUAUCUGUCUACUAUUCCUGUAUAUUUGAACAUUAUCGAUACAUGGUUAGGCGAUGGACGUUUAGAAGAUUGGAGAGAUGAAUUUAUAAUAGAAAGAAGAAUUUCAGAUGAAGAAGUUGCAAAAACUAAAAAGCAAUGCGUAAAAUUUUUGGCAAGACCUUUGGAUGAUAUUUGUUUGGAGGAUAAUGUUAUACAAUUACUAAUUAACAAGGUACAACAUAUUGGACACAGUAUUGACUUGCUUGUAUCGUUAAAUCGUAUCAUGGAAAUGUGGAAUGAGAAAAUUAAAACUGAAGAAAAGAGAAUUUCUUUAAAGGAUGAAUUUUAUACCUUAUUGUUGUCUGAAAUAUGUAAAUAUACAACUCAGUUAAAAGAACCAAUUGAUAUUUCGCCAUCAGAAGUAGAUGGAAUUGCGUCAAUUUCAGAAUGCGAUGAAGACUUGGAAAAAAAUAUAAUGCAACAAUUAUCAGCGGUGAACAAUCCAUUUUUAAUGAAAGCAUUUAAGGAUUAUCUACCAUCGGCUUUAUACGAGCAAGAUGUGGUGGAUAGUAGAAAGUGUAUAUCUACUAAUUACAGUAACAAGCAUCGAAAUAAAUUAUUUAACAGAUUGCAGGAAGUUACAGAACACACGUUGCCAUUAACAAAAAUUUUGGAAAAGAUAUUAUCCAAAAUUUUAGAUUUACGCUAUAGUAGUGCAAGUAAAUUAGUAAAAAAUAUAAUGAUGCAGGAAUAUAAACUGGAAUCGCAUUUGAAAUUAAUGAGAUCCGUUUAUAUGAUGGAGGCUGGUCAUAUUAUGAAUAAAUUUUAUCAAAUAUUAUUUCACGAGAUAGAAACUAAUCAAAUGUGGAAUAAUUCAUAUUUUUUAUCAUGUAUAUUAGAAGAAAUACUUUCUCAACAAUGGCCAGAUUCAAGUUCACAUUGGUCAAUUAUAGUGCAAGAUGUCAGUACACAUCAAGUGGUACAAGCCGCAGAUAGUAUAACUUUAUGUUAUGCAACAGGAUGGCCCAUAAAUAUUGUAUUAAAUGAUGAAAUUCUAACUAAAUACAACGAGAUAUUUCGAUUUCAAUUAAAAUUAAAGUGGGCCUUGUGGACGUUAAAUAAUUUAAAAUUCAUUGACUUGGAAGGUUUAAAAUCAUUACACGCUAAAAACAAUAUUGAACAUUUCCAAAUAAGACGUCUUGAAAGUUUACGUUUCUGGUUAUUACAUGCUAUAGGAUCGAUUCAUGCUUAUCUAUCAGGACAAGUAUUGCAAAGUUUAGGAUUCAUGUUUGAUCAAUCUUUAACUCAAGCUGAUAGUCUCGAUGGAGUUAUAUCUGUCCACAGAGAAUAUUUAGAUAAAGUUCACAAACAUUGUUUGUUAACGAAAGAAUUUGAAGAUUUAAUGACAACUGUAAACAAUUUAAUAGAAAUGUGUAUCCAUAUUCGAGACCAUUGGGAUUAUAAAAAGCUAUUACGUACUGUAACGGAAUUAAGUUUAAUGGAAAGCAGUUACAUAAAAUACCACACGUAUCUUGCAUUGACUUUACAUAAUACGGUCCAGUAUAAAGACGCGGAUUAUCUAGUGGGAUUAAGUUCAGCCUUUAACUGCAGUAUGCCGAGCAUGUAAAAAUAUUAAUGUAUUAUAAGAUUUGUGUUUAUAGGUGUCAUUAUUCAUUUUCAUAAGUUAUCACAUAAAUCUUGAUAUUACAUCAUUAAUUAAUUACCAUCUCAUCUUUCUUCUAUUACAUUUAUUUUCGGUAUUAUUUACAUGCGAGUUUGUCAGAUGUAAAUUAUUAAUUUCGGAUAAGAAAGAAAAAAAGAAAAAAGAAAGAAAAAAAAAGAAAACGAUAAGAAUGAAAAAAGCAAAAGAGACAAAAAGAAAACGUUACACACUGUACGAACAGUGUAUCUUCUGUGUUGUGUGUGUCUGUGUGUUAGAAAAAUUUUCUGGAAAAUUUCAUUCUAAUCUCCUUUUCAUUCCUGAUACAGUCUCUUCUUUUUUUCUUUCCCCCCCGGUCCCUACGGCUUAUCUUUUGCAGAUAAACUGACGCCGCGAAGGCAAGUGAAGUCCAAGGACGUUUAUGACGAAAAAAACGUCGUCGGGUUGAAUUUCAUAAGCGAUUUAAGUCGUAAUUUAUUAACGGAGAUUGCGUUUCAAACCUUACCACCUUCGGGUAUUUCAAUUCCUAUACCAAAAAUGAUACGCAAAAAAGAUUGGCAAGUUAAUCGGUGAGACCUAUUAUUAAUUGAAACAAUUUAAUAUAUAUAAACAAAAAAAAAAAAAAAUGAUUCCUCAUUAAAUUUUAGUCCGAAGACAAUAUUGUCCGAGCAUUUAAUCGAAUACGAACAAACGUUCUCUUAUUUGCGUUGGUAUCUGCACGAAGAACACUAUAUUGCAUUUUCCUCUUCCUCCUCUGAUGUAUUGUCACGCGAAACUAAACGUAUUAUAAAUGAUACAUUCAAAAUCGACAAGCUAUGAAAAGUGAAAGAAAAUAAUGCUUGCUUUUUAAGAUAGUUACUUUAAAAAAUAUCCAAAAAUUAAUAAUCCAAAGAUUGAAGAAAUUAAAAUUAAUAAGGUAUCCCUACACAUUUUUUCCAUUAAUCUAAUAUUCAAUUAGACUUGAUAGAAGAGUUAGACUAAAAAUAAUAAUUUAUGAUUAUAUAAAAAUGAGAAAAAUUAGAUAGUUUGCGUAUGCGUGUGUGUAAAUAAUUGAUUGAAUUAAUCAAAUGUCAAAAAUCUUUCAGAGACUAGUAAAACAAUUGAGACGUUGUAAUACCAACUGUGAUUUUGAGAAAAUAUGUAUGAAAAAAUUAUAUAAAUUUUGAUCAAUUUGUUUUCAAAUAGGAUUCUUAUAACAUUUUUACUUUUGUAAGUUCAAUAAGAGACAUAAGAAAGAAACAGAUUUUGAAAAUGCAUUUUAAAUAAUACUCUUUUGGGAGAAAAAAAAUGUGGGUGGUGUCUUCUUGGUCCACUUUGGUUUUCAACGUCUCGAUUUUAGAGUUUGUUGUGUUCUUUGUAUAAGAGAAAAAAAAUAUUGAAAAAAAAAAAACAAUUGAUAGGAAGACGAAAAAAAAAAAGUUAUUAUCUGCUAUUAGUUUUAUGCAACGAGAUUGAUACGCGAGGCGGUAGAAAAGGCGGUAACGUUGGACUUGCUUCGGACAAGUAUGGUCGAUCUCAUAUGGGCGGAGCGUAUGGUCUGACGAAUGACGGUCAAAUGGUCCGUGCGUACAAAUGGCGCUCGUCUUAACAAUAUAACGUUAUCUUCAUUUACUUUCUAAUUUUAAUCACCUUUUUAUCAAUUACUACGAUCUUUUAUUAAAAUAUAUAUUACGAUUUCGAAAAUCUUUAUAUCGAUAUCACAAUGUAAAAAAUAUAUAAUACUAUAAUAAAAAAGAAAAUAUAAAGUAACAAAAUAUCAGCACACAAUACGCGAUCAAAGUUUUGAUACUAAUGUCAUACUACUGUAAUUACAAAAUAGGGGAUUUGAUAAUAAUUAGAUAUUAAUGAUUAUGAUGAUUAUGAAGAAAUGAGAUCAAUUUUCUUUUCUUUUUUUUUUUUUUUUUAAUGUAAAUCAAAUAAUUUGCUCUUUUAAAGAUUGAAUUUAUGUAUUGGAUCGUUCAUGUAAUUUACAAAAAUUAAGCUGUAUACUUCUUGAUGGGGAGAACAAUUGUAACCCCUCCAUCGAUAAUAAUAAUAAUGUUGGAGAGAUAAAAUCUGGAAUUAUAAAGUGUGGAACGUUUAAUACAAUGGAUUUGUUUUAAAAGGUGGGACACGACUGUCGAGCUCUUAUAUCUUCGAGUAAAGAUUUUAUUGAAAUAUAAGGAAUCUGUACCAGACAGAACUAAAAUUACUGAUGAAUUUGGUACUA